AAACAAAUCCACGUGCUCUCUUUGUUGUUCACUUUCGUUGUGGGGCACAGAAGUCUCAAUACCGGUACAACAACAAUGUACUUUUUGACUGCCAUUUUUGCAUGUCCAUUUUCGUAAGAGCUAGCUAGCGAUGUCGACGAGAAAUUAUUUUAUACUGUGGCGAAGAUGGAAACAUUCUAUUAGUACGAAGCACAUAGCAACAAGAAGUAUUCUUAAAGAUGGCAACACAAUGCCGCUUUUCGGCUUUGGUUGUUAUAAGCUUGCCGAUAAUAUGACGAAAAGUUCAGUUUCGACUGCUUUGAAGCACGGUUACAGAUUAAUCGAUACAGCGCAACAAUACGGUAACGAGAAGUUUAUUGGACAAGCAUUACGUGAAUCGAAGUUACAACGAGAAGAUUUUUUCGUUGUCACAAAACUUUCAUAUUCCAAUGGUUACGCGGAAGCCAUAAAAUCUUGCAUGGAAAGUUUAAAAUUAUUGCAACUCGAUUAUAUUGACCUUUAUUUAAUACAUUCCCCUUCAACUGGAAAAGUUAUCGAGACGUGGGAAGCCUUUACUACAUUACAAAAGCAGGGUUAUAUUCGAAGUAGCGGGGUAUCGAACUUUCAUAAGCAUCAUUUAAAGCCUCUUCUAGACAGUGGUCUUCCUGCACCAGUAGUGAAUCAAAUUGAGUACCAUCCAUGGAACCAGCAAACAGAUCUUCUUAACUAUUGUAGACAACACGAUAUAAAUAUAAUGGGCUAUUGCCCUUUAGCGAGAAUGCAGCUAUUUACUACCGAACAUUGGAAUCCUCGGAUUGAUGUUAUAUGCAAGAAAUACGAAAAAACAAGGACCCAAGUAAUUCUGCGUUGGUCGCUGCAGAAUGGUGUAAUAACAAUCCCAAAGUCUUCCAGCGAAGCUCGUAUCAUAGAGAAUGGAUCUAUAUUUGAUUUUGAAUUGGACACCGCAGAGAUGGAAUUCAUUUCUGAUUUAGAUAAAGGCAUACAAAUUGCUUCGGUCAGUGCCAAGACUGAUCCAUGGCUCGGUUAGUAGGUGAUGCGACCUAUGUGUAAAAUUGCUGUAAUUAUUAAAUAAAAUUCUAUUUCUUUUGGUGAAAAAAGGAGUUGUUAUUUUGAAAAA
This is a messenger RNA of Hydractinia symbiolongicarpus, 1117 nucleotides long. RefSeq names its product 9,11-endoperoxide prostaglandin H2 reductase-like. The transcript is spliced from 2 exons. NCBI's taxonomy places the organism in Eukaryota, Metazoa, Cnidaria, Hydrozoa, Anthoathecata, Hydractiniidae. The coding region runs from base 131 to 1027 and encodes 298 amino acids. The record is from RefSeq and is a predicted model, not a curated record. Gene Ontology annotation, molecular function: oxidoreductase activity.